This is a messenger RNA of Prionailurus viverrinus (fishing cat), 4572 nucleotides long. RefSeq names its product salt inducible kinase 1 (gene SIK1). Gene Ontology annotation, cellular component: cytoplasm. Gene Ontology annotation, biological process: microtubule cytoskeleton organization; protein phosphorylation; intracellular signal transduction. Lineage: Eukaryota; Metazoa; Chordata; Mammalia; Carnivora; Felidae. The transcript is spliced from 14 exons. Gene Ontology annotation, molecular function: protein serine/threonine kinase activity; ATP binding; tau-protein kinase activity. The record is from RefSeq and is a predicted model, not a curated record. Bases 167 to 2503 code for a protein of 778 amino acids.
GCGGCCCGGGCGGCGGCGGCGGCGGCGGCGGCGGCGGCCCGAGAAGCAGGCGCUCGAGAAGCAGGCGCCCGAGCAGCGCGAGCGACCGAGCGGGCGGCGGGGGCCGCGGGGAGAGCGGCGGCCCGGCCUCGGCACUCGGAGGGCGGCGGAGGUGCGCCCCGGAGCCAUGGUGAUCAUGUCGGAGUUGAGUGCGGCCCCCGCGGGCUCCGGCCAGAGCCAGCAGAAGCCCCUCCGGGUGGGCUUCUACGACGUCGAGAGGACCCUGGGCAAGGGCAAUUUCGCCGUAGUGAAGCUGGCCCGGCAUCGAGUCACCAAAACCCAGGUUGCAAUAAAAAUAAUCGAUAAAACUCGAUUAGACUCCAGUAAUUUGGAGAAAAUAUAUCGUGAGGUUCAGAUCAUGAAGCUUCUGAAUCAUCCUCACAUCAUAAAGCUUUAUCAGGUUAUGGAGACAAAGGAUAUGCUUUACAUUGUCACCGAAUUCGCGAAAAAUGGAGAGAUGUUUGAUUAUCUGACCUCCAACGGGCACCUCAGCGAGAACGAGGCACGGAAGAAAUUCUGGCAGAUUCUGUCCGCCGUGGAGUACUGCCACAGCCACCACAUCGUCCACCGGGACCUGAAGACCGAGAACCUGCUGCUGGAUGGCAGCAUGGACAUCAAGCUGGCAGAUUUUGGAUUUGGGAAUUUCUACAAGUCGGGAGAGCCCCUGUCCACGUGGUGUGGGAGCCCCCCGUACGCGGCCCCAGAAGUCUUUGAGGGGAAGGAGUACGAAGGCCCCCAGCUGGACAUCUGGAGCCUCGGCGUCGUGCUGUACGUGCUGGUGUGCGGGUCGCUCCCCUUCGACGGACCCAACCUGCCGGCGCUGCGGCAGCGGGUGCUGGAGGGCCGCUUCCGUAUCCCGUUCUUUAUGUCUCAAGACUGUGAGACGCUGAUCCGCCGCAUGCUGGUGGUGGACCCCAGCAAGCGCAUCACCAUCGCCCAGAUCCGGCAGCACAGGUGGAUGCAGGCCGAGCCCCCGGUGCCGCGGCAGGCCUGCACGGCCUUCUCUGCGCUCAGCUACAACGCCAGCCCGGGCCGCUACGACGAGCAGGUGUUGGGGAUCAUGCACACCCUGGGCAUCGACCGGCAGAGGACCGUGGAGUCGCUGCAGAACAGCAGCUACAACCACUUUGCUGCCAUUUAUUACCUCCUCCUCGAGCGGCUGAAGGAACAUCGGCACACACAGCCGUCGGCGCGGCCCGGCCUGGCCCGGCAGCAGAGGCCGCGCAGCUCGGAUCUCGGCGGCUUUGAGGUGCCUCAGGAAGGCCUGUCUGGUGACUCUUUCCAGCCCUCCCUGCUGUGCCCACAGCCCCAGGCCUUCGGGCAGUCUGUCUUGCAGGCGGACACGGACUGUGACCCCCUCAGCUCACUCCAGCCCUUGCUCUUCCCCCUGGACGCCAACUGCAACGGAGUGUUCCGGAAUCGCCCCAUCUCCCCGAGCGGCCUGCUAGACGCGAGCAUCAGUGAGGAGGUCAGGCAGGGCCAGGGCCUGGAGGAGGAGCGGGAGCCGCAGGAGCCCCUGUCCGGCGGCACAGGCCGGAGGCACACGCUGGCCGAGGUCUCCACCUGCUUCUCCCCGAGUGCCCCUCCGUGUAUCGUCGUCUCCUCCUCCGCCGCGAGCCCUUCGGAGGGCACCAGUUCCGACAGCUGCUUGACCUUCUCGGCCGGCGACGGCCCAGCGGGGCUCAGUGGACGCCUGGCCGCCCAGGGGCUGGUGGGCACCUGUUCCCCUCUCAGACUGGCCUCACCGCUCCUGGGGGCCCAGUCUGCCACCCCAGUGCUGCAGGCUCAGGGGGCCCCAGGAGGGGUCACUCUGCUCCCCAUCAGCUUCCAGGAAGGCCGGAGGGCGUCGGACACCUCGCUCACUCAAGGGCUGAAGGCCUUCCGGCAGCAGCUGAGGAAGAGCACGAGGGCCAAAGGGCUCCUGGGCCUGAACAAGAUCAAGGGGCUGGCUCGCCAGGUGUGCCCGCCCUCCUCCUCCAGCCGGGCCACGAGGGGCGGCCUGAGCGCCUUCCAGCUGCCUGCGCCGAGCCCGGGCCCGCACGGCGGCGGGGCCGGCAGCCGGGAGGGCCGGAGCCUGCUGGAAGAGGUCCUACACCAGCAGAGGUUGCUCCAGCUCCAGCACCACCCGGCGGGCCCGCCCGGCUGCCAGCAGGCCCCCCAGCCGCCCCCGGCCCCGCUGGUCCUCGCCCCGUGCGACGGCACGCUCCUUGUGUCGGGACUCCAGAAGGAGCUGGGGCUGGCGCCCGGCCCGCUGCUGCCGCCCCGCUUCCUGCAGGCGGGGGGCUCCCCGGUGGCGGCGGCGGCCCAGCUGCUGGACACCCACCUGCACAUCGGCAGCGCCACAGCCCCGCUGCCCGCCGCCACGCUGCCCCCGAGCUUUGUGGCCGCGGGGCUGCCGCAGGCGGACUGUGAGAUAGAGGACCUGACCUCGGGCCGGCUGGGCACCUUCGUGCUGGUGCAGUGAGGACCCCGCCUGCGGCUCGGGCCGGCCGGCCCUUCGAAGCAAUAAUUUCAGAGUAUGUGAAGACGUUUCCGGACUCGAAGCCAAUAAGUUUCUAGAAGCGAAACAAGCAAUACGUUUGGCGUUUUGGCGUUUUACUUUCUUCUCGGUUUUACUUUUUCCCUUGCACUGAGCAAUUGCAACUCUGAGCAGGGCCUGGAAACUUUCUGAAGAAAAAUAAUAAUUGAGGGGCGUGCCGGGGUGGGCGGACGGGAAGGGGAAGGAGGGCGGCGGGGCGAGAGGCGACAGGGCUCGGCUGGACUGGCCAGCGCCACUGCGGUCGGGGCGGCGGGAGGGGGCCACGGGGGCCACGCGGGGCUUGCCUCGGGAGAGACCGUGGCGCGGGCCGCGUGUCCAUCCGCGUGCGUGCGUGUGUGUUUGGUAGCCUUUUUUGUUUGUUUUGGUGAACGAUUCUCCACUCCCCGAAACAUUGACGCUUCAAAACGAGGACUGUGAACUUUCUACUUUUAUGUAUCAGUUUUUUUAAAAAGGCUCUGUUGGCCGGCCCAGGAGAAAAUAAUCUACGAAUUCCUGGAAUUCUCUACCCUGAAAUCAGAACCCCAAGGACGGUGUUUUCUUAUUUUAGAUGAGAACUUUUAUCAACUGCUCGAGGUCGGUUUCCAGGAUCCUUCAGAGGAGCCGUAGGAAGAGCCUAGAAGCCGUGGGUGACUGAGGUUGGGGCUCCGGCCCGGAUCACGUGGCUUCAGUCCCCCACGAGCCCCGGAGGGCCCCGGAGAGGUUUCUUCCUGCUGCCCAUCUUAUUUCCGCUGCUAAUUUAAGUUUUUAUGCAUUUCAUUAUCAGGGUCCAAAAUGAACAACUGACCAGGGCGGGGGGGGGGGGGGGGGUGUGCAAUACGGCCAGGCGUGGCCGUCGGGCAGGGGCAGGCGGAAAGCGGGGUCGCGGGUGCGCGGCCCCGCCCGCCUGCCGCCACCGGGCCGUGGCCCGUGGUAGCCCUGCCUCAUCCGGGCCGCACACGUCAGGCUUUCGUUCGAGAAUACCGCAGUGAGAGGUCAGAUCAGUGUUGUUCAAGCUUUGUUCCUUUUUUAAAGCAGAUACUGUCCAUGUAUAUAAACAGACAGAUAGACACUACUUAUUUUUUAUAUUUUUUACUACACUUCUGUGUUCCUGGUGUCACUUUUGCUCUCUGGUAACGUUAGCAAGCACCGGCACCAGGUCGGCGUGGAGGGGGGAGACGAGGCGCGUCCUCACCUGGCGGGUGAACUCGGGUCAGAAGCCACCCGACCCCCUCUGCACCAGUCAGUCCCCGUCCCUCGACCCGACCCAGGUGCCUUCAGCUCACUUUGGCUCUUACAACCUACAGUAUUAACAGGGGAGAGGAGGGCGCUGGGAGAAGCCGAGGACACCCCCCCCCCCCGCCGGGCUCCUAGAGGGCAGGGGGCCGGCCGCGAGCACGGGGGGCCGCGGCCCGCGUGUCCGCGCCUGCCAGGCUUCCUGCUACCGGCCACCGGCCCUGCCACGGCCGCUGCUGCUACCUCCCCGUGGCUGUCGCCGGAGAGUCGGGGAAGGCACUGUCCUCGCGCCUGGCCACAGAGAAAUCACCAAAGCCUCCUGCUGACUUGUGACGAGGGCCCCGGGGGCGUCCGGGCCUCCGGGUCCACAGAGGCGGCGCGGCCGACUCAGCCCGAGACCGGGGUCCCCUCGUUAGACUCCUUGCUGUCCUGACGCCCCAGAUCAAAGGCCUCGGAGCCGUGACAAGCACUUUACUUUCACGGAGGUUUUCUUUCCGGCUGUGAGUCGUGUCUCUGUCUUGUGUUUAGGUGUGUGCGACGUGCGUCCUGUACUUUCUCCACAGCGCCGGUGCGCAGACUGGCGGCCAUAGCCUGUGCGAAGGCGCCACGGCGCCCGAUUAAGGUGUACAAAGUUUGGUUGGUUUGGUUUUUUUUUUUUUUUACCGCAACGGAAUUAAUUAUUUUAUUUCUUAUGUUAACAUGAGAAAUGUAUGCCAAAUGAUUAGCGGGUGUAUGUUUUUUUAAUUUAAUAUUUAAAUAAAAUAUUUGGGGGAAGAACCUUG